AUGAAGACGCGAGUCGCACGCAUUCGACCAGGGCAGCUCCUGUUUGGGGCAUCUCAGGCAGCAAGGAGCCCUGUGUCGCGCGCGUUUGCGCCAUUCGCCAGGAGCUUGUUCUCCUCCACUCAGCCCUCUGCCCGGACCCGAGCACGACGAGAGACGUUGCAGCACAGUGCGUUGCUGUACUUUCGAUUCCAGCGAUCCGCCCUCGCACGCCGCUUCCGCUCCCUCCGCUUCAACAGCAACAGCAACAGCCACAGCCACGGCAACAGCAAAAGCAACAGCCACAGCAACAGCAAAAGCAACAGCCACAGCAACAGCAAAAGCAACAGCCACAGCAACAGCAACAGCAACAGCCACAGCAACAGCAACAGCAACAAGCCGAAUGCAUCACAUCAUGAUCCAACGCCACACUUGGGCAGCCCCGAGCCGGCGCAGUCGCUGUCGCAGAAACUCAAGGCUCUCUCGAAAGAGUAUGGCUGGGCGGCUCUGGGUGUAUAUCUGGCACUAUCCGCCCUCGACUUCCCCGUCUGCUUCCUUGCCGUGCGACUCCUCGGCACAGACAGGAUAGGCCAUUAUGAGGAGGUCGUCAAAGAUGCCUUCUGGAAUCUCGUACGAGUCGUCUUCCCGACUGCAGGAACCACUUCGGCAGAGAAGCAUGCAUCCGAGGACACGGCUGAGGCGACCUUGAGGGAGGGCAGUCUGGAUGCUGGCGAAGUAGCGGCCGUCAAAGCGCGAAACGGCGGUGACGCGUCCAUCUGGACCCAGCUUGGUUUGGCUUACCUCGUCCACAAGUCUUUGAUCUUCUUUCGCGUUCCACUUACCGCUGCCGUCCUGCCCAAGGUCGUAAAGACGCUUAGGAAGUGGGGCUACAACAUUGGGAAGAAGAAGCCAAAGACGGACUAA
Messenger RNA from Ascochyta rabiei, 900 nucleotides. Its product is annotated as DUF1279 super. Lineage: Eukaryota; Fungi; Ascomycota; Dothideomycetes; Pleosporales; Didymellaceae. The coding region runs from base 1 to 900 and encodes 299 amino acids. The transcript is spliced from 2 exons. Gene Ontology annotation, cellular component: mitochondrion. The record is from RefSeq and is a predicted model, not a curated record.